Messenger RNA from Camellia sinensis, 1161 nucleotides. Lineage: Eukaryota; Viridiplantae; Streptophyta; Magnoliopsida; Ericales; Theaceae. The record is from RefSeq and is a predicted model, not a curated record.
AUGGACUAUAAUGCUAAUGAUCAAGACCGGAUUCGUGGGGCAUAUCUACAAAAACGUCCUUGUCAACCUCGUGAUCAUAAUUUUCUACAAAAAUCAUUUGGACAAAAACUUCGGCAAUUUAAUCAGACUUGGUUUAGUGAAUUUGCUAAUUGGUUGGAGUAUAGCGUAGUAAAUGAUGCAGCAUUUUGUUUAUAUUGUUAUCUUUUCAAACCCGAUAUUGGAGAUCAAGCAAGUGGUGAUUCUUUUGUUGAUGUCAAAGUGGUUACAUUGAGUAAUGCUCCACAAAAUCUUAAGUUGACAUCUUCUGAUAUUCAAAAGACAUUACUUGGAUUGAGUAUUUCCAGAUUGCGGGGUCAAGGAUAUGAUGGGGCUACUAAUAUGCAAGCAUCAUGUAAACGCCGGGAUAUUGUUAGGGAGAAGCAAGCUUCAAAUGUUGCUGAGGCACUUAAUACUGGAGAGCUAUCUAGUGGGCAAGGCUUAAAUCAAGAAACUAAUCUUAAACGUGCUGGUGAUACACAUUGGGGUUCACACUAUGGUACUUUAGUCAGCUUGGCUAGUAUGUUUUCAACAGUGAUUGAUGUGCUUGAAAUGAUUUCGAAGGAUGGUUCAAAUUUAGAACAACGAGCAGAAGCAAAUGUACUAUUAGGCUCAAUUCAGUCAUUUGAAUUUGUAUUCAACCUUCAUUUGAGGAAAAUGAUAUUGGCUAUUACAAGUGAGUUAUCGCAAGCACUACAAAGGAAAGAUCAAGAUAUUGUUAAUGCCAUGAAUUUAGUUCAAAUUUCUAAAGUACGGCUCCAAAAGAUGAGAGAGAGUGGGUGGACAUCUUCACUUGAUGAUAUUUUGUCUUUUUGUGAAAAGCAUGAAAUUGAUGUUCCCCAAAUGGAAGAUAUGUUUGUAGCUCGAGGGAGAAAAAGGCGCAAUGCUCAAGAAAUUACAAACUUACAUCACUAUCGCGCUGAGUUAUUCCACACUGUUUUGGAUAUGCAAGUUCAAGAACUAAAUGCUCGUUUCACUGUGUCGAACACUGAUUUGUUACUUUGUGUAGCAUGUUUGAAUCCAUCUAACUCUUUCUCUAGUUUUGACAAGAAAAAGUUAAUUCAUCUUGCUGAAUUUUAUCCCAAAGAAUUUUCUUCAGUGGAGCUCAUGGUACUUAAUGAUUAA